Epinephelus fuscoguttatus (brown-marbled grouper) is the source of this 1369-nucleotide messenger RNA. RefSeq lists its product as uncharacterized. The record is from RefSeq and is a predicted model, not a curated record. The transcript has 3 exons. Bases 1 to 1146 code for a protein of 381 amino acids. NCBI's taxonomy places the organism in Eukaryota, Metazoa, Chordata, Actinopteri, Perciformes, Serranidae.
AUGCUUCAGCCUCCGCCUUGUCAUCGUCCUCAUCACCGCAGGCCUCCACAUGCAGCCGGCCGCCACAUGCAGCCGGCCGGUCUCCACUCGCAGCCGGUGUCCAACCCGAACCAGCGCUUCAUUCUCACUCCAGCCUCUCCAGCCCCGGGGCUCCCGGAUCUCUCAUGCAUUGGAUUGCCGCUGCUGUGCCGCUGCUGCGCCUGUGAGGACAGCGCUGGAUUUUCGCUGCAGCGCUCAUCCUCACCUGGCGCGGCCGGAGCUAUUGGAGCUGCAGCCAUCGCCAUCGGGGCCAGCGGGACAUCAGCAGCUUUAUGCCGGCCAACGCAAGAACCUGAAACCAACUGCCCACCAACUGUGCUCGUGUCACUACACGGUUAUUCACUCCAUUCUGCACAAGCAUCAGGUCAACUCCCUUCCACACAACCAAAUGCAAGCAACGCCUCCUGGAUCAGCAGUUUUUCAGUUCCAUGGGAGAAGAUGCCGACAAGACUCUCACAGGCCAUGGCAAGAGGUGGAAUGGCUCCCCCAGAACACAGGAGAAUAAUGAUUAGGACUGUUGUGGAAGCAAUGCGAGUACACUGCCCCAACCCUAACAGAGCUGCUUGUGCGGAGGUAGCCAGAGCUAUUGUAUCUAAGUAUCCCGCUACCUUUGCGGAUAAGACUGCAGACGGUGAGCAGUUAGGCUGCAGUUAUUAUUCCCUACUCAAACAGCUUAAAACGAGAGUUGAACAUGGAAACAGAGACAAUGGCAGCAGCAGAAUCCGACAGCCAAGGAAAAGGCCUACCAGUGAAAACAAUGGUGGUGAUGCUGCCAUCAAAAGGGGGAGAUCUGAACUUGAUAGCUAUGGUUGCAUCAACUGGCAACCCACAACUCUACCAGAAGGAGAAACAGCAGAAACCUUGGAGACAAAAAGACAGACUAUGUCAACUGUCUUCAGAUCAGCAGGACCUCAAACUAUUGAGACGACAGAUGUAAAUGAAUUUAUGUCAUUUACUUAUACUUAUCAGAGGCACAUGCUAAAUUCUUGGCCUGCCCCCACCUUAUGUGAGAUUCAAGAGCAUUGGCCAUUUCUUUUUACUAAAAGAGGCCUCUGCACUCACUUCCAGUGUUUCCCAUUGUUUAAUUUGACCCACCAUAGUUUCUAAAUAAAAGAUUUAGGCUGCCGCAAGUAUUGACUUCUCAUGAUAUGAAUAAUAUCUCGAACGCCGUAGCGUUUUGUGCUGAUGUGCUCGGGCUGUCAGAUCCAGCGCUUGACAGUGCGAGCGUUUCACUUGACUAAAAAUACGUGUGCGUGAACCGUAAAAAAUAUUUAAAUAAAAAAAAUCAGCCGAAGCAGUCUAUAUUUUUGUCAAUAAAAAUAAAUGAUAA